Monoraphidium neglectum is the source of this 642-nucleotide messenger RNA. RefSeq names its product ATP-dependent RNA helicase SUPV3L1. Gene Ontology annotation, cellular component: mitochondrial degradosome. The record is from RefSeq and is a predicted model, not a curated record. The coding region runs from base 1 to 642 and encodes 213 amino acids. Gene Ontology annotation, molecular function: RNA helicase activity. The transcript is spliced from 6 exons. Gene Ontology annotation, biological process: RNA catabolic process; mitochondrial RNA 3'-end processing. Lineage: Eukaryota; Viridiplantae; Chlorophyta; Chlorophyceae; Sphaeropleales; Selenastraceae.
AUGGACCAGGUGCUCAUCGCCAGCGACGCCAUCGGCAUGGGCCUCAACUUCAACAUCCGCCGCGUCGUCUUCAGCACCAUGGUCAAGACCAUAGGCAACACGCGCGGCCCCGUGCCCCCCAGCCUCAUCAAGCAGAUCGCAGGCCGCGCGGGGCGCCGCAACAGUGCCUACCCCGAGGGCUACGCCACCACCAUCGCCGCCUCCGACCUGCCCUUCCUGCAAGAGGCCCUCGCAAUCCCGGCGGACGCGAUGAACACGCCCGCCGCAGGCCUCGCCCCCGAAUUUGAGAUGAUCGAGAUGCUGGCCGGGCAGCUGGGGGACCAGUCCAUCGAGCAGCUGCUCAAGAGCUUCGAGACACAGGCCAAGCUGGACGGCACCUACUUCUUCUGCAACCAGGAGUCGCUCACGCAGAUAGCCAAGCUCAUCCAGGGGGUGCCCAACCUGUCGCUGCAGGACCGCUUCACCUUCCUCAUGGCUCCCGUUUCGUCGCGCGACGAACUCGUCAAGGCCGCAGUGCAGGAGUUUGCGCACUGGUAUGCGGCGGGCUCCCCGGUGGUCAUUGACCCGAACCGCAUGCCCAAGGCCCCUCCCAAGAAUGAGGAGGAGAUGGCCUUCAUGGAGGCACUCCACAGGGUAAACUAA